AUGCUUGUUACGAGGGUUUUGGGCACGCUCGGGGCGUUGGCCCUAACCCAGCUCGUCUCCGCCGCCGAAAGGCCGCUUUACCCCAGGUCCAACACCACGGAGGUCUCAAGCGCUGCUCCCGUCGAGUCUCUUGCGCCUGAAGAGAGCUUUACCGCUUAUACCGAUAAGGGGUUUUGUGAGGAACAUAGGCACGACUGCCGCAAGUGCGUCGAGCCAAUUGUGACCACAACCACUGUUUACAAGCCUAAGCCCGCCUCUACAGUGACAGUUAUUUGUACAGAAUCGUACACGGCAACGGUUACGGCAAAGGAGACAGUCAUCCACACUGGUGUCGUAACGGCAACGGUGGUAGAGACAGUCAUUCACACCUCAACCGUCGAAGAAACCGAAUAUCUCACAACCACCGUCCUCGACACCGAAACGCUUACUGACACGGCCAUCGUGACCUCUGGAUACACGGAGACCGCUACCGACUACGAGACUAUUACCGCAACCGCAGUCUAUACAACAAGCUACCCAGUCACUACAACAGUUACCAUUUGUAAUGGGGAGGAUCACUCUUCGUAUUGUGUUGUCAGCACGACGACUACAUGGAAGACAACCACCGAGACAUCGACUGUCGAGACAACGGUCGAAGUCGCAGUCCCGACAACAGUCCCAACAACCGUUUACAUCCCGACGACAGAGGUGGAAACUGAGACGGUCGUUUACACUACGGCGAUAUCUGUCCCGUAUACUGUGGUUGAUAGCACAACUCUCUGGUCCACCAUUGAAACAACCUACACAAGCAUCAAUACCAUCGAAAAGACAACGACUGAUUAUGUUGAGGUGAUUUGUACUACGACCACCACGGAAAUCAGUUCCUACCCGGUUACCGUGACCGGCACCAAGACGAUAUGGACGACCGACUACAACACAAUCACGGACAUUUACACCACGUUGGUUCCGACCACGACAACGGACGUUGUAACCACCACCGAUGUUGUGCUUAGCACUGUUGUCAGUGCUACGACGGAAACCACGACCUUCACCACGGUAACUUCUUAUCCGGUGACCGUUACCGAUAGCACUACUUUCUACACAACCGAGACGGCCGUAGUCACAUCUGUUGUUGUCAGCUCUUUCACGUCCGUUCAGACUGUCACUGAUCGCACGACCGCAACCGAGGUUUUCACUACCACCGCGACUGUCGUUCCGCCGCCCAUCAUAACAACCGUAUCUGGCACUCCUAUCACCAUUACACUCCCUCCAACGAUCGUUACGCAGACCUUGGAUCAUACUAUCACUCAGACGGAGCAUAAAAUCUCUACUCUGACGCUCCCAGGAACAACAGUGGUGACCACAUUUACAUCAGUUGUACCCCCCACCACCACCACCUUAACCCUUGAUGGAACCACUGUCACUACCACGCUGCCCGCUUCUACGAUAACGAGCACGACGACCUUAUCGGUACCCCCUCAAACCAUUACACAGACAAUUACCAAGCCACCCUCAACGAUUACCAUCGCCACGACCGUCUCGAAAACGAUCACAACUUGCUUCCCCACGGGCACUGUUGCGCCCGCUCUUCGGAAGGCGUAUGAUCCUAAGUCUGACCGGACUUGGGGUUGUAAGCCUGGUUUCGUUUGCAAUGAGCCUAAACCAGACGGUUGCAACUUGUGGGCCGAUUCGCCUUCCGAUGAUUAUGUGUGCGAACCGCAGUGGUGUAAGCCAGCUCCUUGGUAUCCUAAUGUGACAUGGCCAACCAACCAAACUGGUUAUUACCCGCCAACCGAGGGUUAUUUCAACCUCAACCCUAAUGCAUUCGGUUUGAGCUACGAUAUCUUCGAGGAGGAGCUCGUUAUCAUUGCAGUCGGCGGUACCACAACAACUAUUGCCACGGGCAAUUGGGCUUCCCAGACAGACAUAACCCAUUUCCCACUGGCAACAACCACUACUUCAGCUUCUGCAGCCUCAUCUGCAACGAGAUACGGAUACAAGCGCAAUUCGCGACUUCUUUCAAAGCGCGACGAUAGCGUGAUUCCUUCUUGGUGUUAUGUUGAUUGCAACAAGGCGUAUCACGAGGCUCAAAAAGUUGGCAAGUCAGAGGCCUUAUGUGCCACUGAAUCGCAGUUCAGCAAAUAUUACCAUGACUGCAACACGUGUAUCGAAAAGGGAGCCAAGGAUCUCAAGCUUGCCACCAAGGAAUAUCUCGAACCCAAGUUUUCUCAGUACAUCAACUACUGCAACGAACAGGCCCCUUCACCUGCCCCAACCAGCAUACCCCCACAGCCGGUCGAGUCUACCACUCCCACGAUCUCCACAACUUCGCAGCAGGCACCUAACUCGAGCACUGAGCCCGUACCCAUCUCAACCUCGUCUUCUCCGCCAGCCCCGGAGCCUUCCACCACGACUACCUCCGACGUCCCUCCUCCAUCCUCGAGCUCUUCUGCUCAACCAUCUUCCCUCGUCAGAGCCGGUGAUCAGCUCCUCUUCCUCUGCUGCCCCGCCACCCCCUUCCUCUUCUUCUACGGCGGUGGUAAUUUCCUCUGA
Neurospora tetraspora is the source of this 2532-nucleotide messenger RNA. RefSeq lists its product as uncharacterized. NCBI's taxonomy places the organism in Eukaryota, Fungi, Ascomycota, Sordariomycetes, Sordariales, Sordariaceae. The coding region runs from base 1 to 2532 and encodes 843 amino acids. The transcript has 8 exons. The record is from RefSeq and is a predicted model, not a curated record.